Molecule: messenger RNA, 201 nt
Organism: Botrytis fragariae
Lineage: Eukaryota; Fungi; Ascomycota; Leotiomycetes; Helotiales; Sclerotiniaceae
Exons: 2
Coding region: 1-201 (66 amino acids)
Source: RefSeq, a predicted model, not a curated record
AUGCCAGGUACUCGAAAAGGUCCAGAUAGUGGAGAGCAAGCUGGAUCUGGAAAAGUCUGCCACGCCCUUCCACGGGUGAGAACUCAAAGAUUGGGAACCGAGGGAAACAGAACAAUAUCGGUUUUGCCCCCUUUGGUUAGAAUUUGGAAGCGGGUACUGCGGAGAACAACUGCGGUGCCACAUUGGAAGAUCGCCAUUUGA